Hydra vulgaris (swiftwater hydra) is the source of this 1957-nucleotide messenger RNA. RefSeq names its product tyrosine-protein kinase RYK. The record is from RefSeq and is a predicted model, not a curated record. Gene Ontology annotation, biological process: axonogenesis; positive regulation of kinase activity; protein phosphorylation. NCBI's taxonomy places the organism in Eukaryota, Metazoa, Cnidaria, Hydrozoa, Anthoathecata, Hydridae. Gene Ontology annotation, molecular function: protein kinase activity; ATP binding. Gene Ontology annotation, cellular component: plasma membrane; signaling receptor complex.
AAGACACUCAAUGCGGAGUCCUACUUUGAUCUGAAUUCCGUAGCCGCUUUAAAUGAUCAUGGACUUCACCAUUGUGAUAAAAACUUGGUACAGUUAUGCUGCUCUGAACGAAUAAACAUAUGUUUCUAACUUUUAACAUAUUACUUUUCAUAAUAAAUAUUACAAUAAUAUCAUAAUGAUAUUACUACAGAUUCUGUUUUGUUUAAAUGUGAUUAUUAUUAAUUAUGCAGAAAUUAAUUUGUAUAUUUCUCAGGGCCAAGCCAAUAAAAUACUAGGAUUAGAUGGUGAAUUGUUUUAUAUCAGAAAUGGGCAUGUUAAUUGGAUGGCUGUUAGAUAUAGUUUAAUGAUACCAGAAAAUAUUGAUCAUGUGCUUUUUGUUUGGCAAGAUAAAAAGUUAAACUCUCCUACUCUGCCAACUUUAUACAGUAUGCAUCUAUAUACAAAUGAUUUUCAUAUAAUCAAUUCUCCUGAGAUUAAUUUAAGCGAAAUGGGUAAAUUACCUGUUCUUGAAGAAGAAGAGUUUAAGUUAAAAAUAACAUGCAAAGAAAAGAUUACAGGAUCGUCAACUGUGGAACUUCAUAUGAAUCUUUCUGUAGAUGAUUCUGAAACAUUACUAGAGUUAAAAUUCAGUUUUACAAAAAUGUGUAUGGAUUCUUCGUACAUUGAAGAAAUAAAUAGAGAUGCUAUAAAACUGGUUAAUAUUUUAGUUAAAGAACGAGAGGAAUCUGUUGAGCAUGGCGACAAAAAAGGUUACUUAUAUAUUGGUGCUGGGGUUGCCUGUGCUUCAGUUAUUAUUAUAGCAGCAGGUGUUGCCUUUUUGCAUGUUCAUUCUAUGCCAAAAUAUGACGAUGAAUCAAAAAAUGUACUUAUAGGAAGUGAAUCAAGCAUUGAUGCGCAAACAAUAACACAGGUGUUUCGUGCAACAGUAGCGGAACGCAAGCAACAUGAACUGUUACUUAGAUUGAAAGAACUUAUGAUCAGAAGAAACAUACUUACUAUUUCCAAUGCAGUUCAAGAAGGAUCAUUCGGAAGGGUAUACAUUGGAAAUCUUGUUAAUGUAGAAUGUGGUGAAGAUCUAAAAGUGUUAAUAAAAACUGUGACAGAACAUGCUACGUCAGAAGACGUCAUUUCAUUUAUACAUGAAAGUAGUCUUUUGAAGCGCACCAAUCACCCUAAUGUUCUAACGCUUAUGCAUGUAUGUUUGGACGAUAACAAUAUACCUCUUAUGGUAUACCCAUACGUUAAUAGAGGUAAUUUGAAAAACUAUUUAAGAUUGUCAAGAACUGCAGAACCUUUAGCAAAGGCAUUGACAACAAAAGAUAUUGUCUUGAUGGCAUUGCAAGUUGCACGUGGUUUGCAGUAUUUACAGAAGCGUCGUUUUAUUCAUAAAGAUGUAGCUACAAGAAAUUGCGUAGUUGAUGAGGACCUCCAUGUAAAAUUAUGCGACACUGCUUUAUCUAAAGAUUUCUUUCCAGGAGAUUAUCAUUGUCUUAAUGAAAAUGAAAAUCGGCCAAUUAGAUGGUUAGCAACAGAAUGUUUAGAAACAAAUACAUAUUUAUAUGCAUCAGAUGUUUGGAGCUAUGGUGUACUUUUAUGGGAGUUAAGUUGUUUGGCUCAAACACCCUAUGUUAAUGUUGAUCCUCAUGAAAUGUUAACUUACCUAAAAUCUGGUCUUCGCUUGCCGCAACCACUUCAUUGUCCGGAUGACUUUUUUGCUGUAAUGGCAUGCUGUUGGGCAUUAUCUCCGGAAGACAGACCAAAUAUUACUCAAAUUAUUGGUUGCCUCGAAGUCUUCCUUGAUACACUUAAUGCUUUUAUAUAGUAUGUUAUAUAAAAUUUUAAAAAUUUUUAAAAUAAAAUUUAUAUAGUAUGUUACUACCGAUAAAAAAUGUGUUGAAAUAAAAAAACAUAAUAGCAUUAUUUAUCAAUUUAUAUAAUUUGAAUCAAAUGUUUUUUG